AUGGUGUCGACCAGGCGAAGUGGAUCUCUGCCGGCGAGUAGCAGCAAGAGAUCAUCUUCGGCGUCCGAUGACAAUCACAACAGCCCUACUUCUCCCAAGCGUCAAAAGGGUGAGAACUGUAGUGCCAACGGAAACAGUAGGAAUCCAGAGGCGGAGUCUCAGCCGGCGGAGCAACCGAAGGAAUUGAGCUCAACUGAUCCGCCGGAGCUCCCUGACGUCGCCGUCUCCGACCCUCCGGUUGAUGCACCAUCUGUAUCUGUUGCUCCUCCGGCCGUUGCAGAAGAUGUGGCGGCUAAUUUGGAUAAACUGAAGAGCUCAUUCGCUUCGUGGAAACAGCACCAAGGUUUCGAGACGACCUCGCCCUGGUGUAGGCUUCUCACAGAGUCCACACAGAACCCCACUGUUUCCGUGUACACAACCAAUUUCUUGGUAGGGGGAAGCAAACAUGCCAAUCUUUUGAUCCGGGAUCAGACGGUCAGUGCGAUACUUUGUUCCAUAAGGCUUUCCCAGCACGACAAUAAGCCUGUUGUGGUACUUGAAAGUCGUGGGAGCAAAGGAUGUGUGCAAGUCAAUGGGAAAGUAAUUAAGAAGAACACUAGUUGCAAUCUUAAUUCAGGGGAUGAAGUGGUUUUCGGCUUUCUUGGAAAUCAUGCAUACAUUUUUCAGCAGCUGCCUUACGACAGUAUAAUAAAAACCCCUCCACCAGAUGUUCAACCUAAUGUAGAAAAGUUGGUUCAAGUUGAAAGACAACCAGGAGAUGGAUCAACUGCAGUGGGUGCUUCAAUCCUGGCAUCACUUUCUAAUCUGCAGCAAGAUUUAUCUCGUCUUAAGCCAACUUCACAGACCAGCGGUAAAAAUCACAGAGGGAGUAAUCUACCUUCUUCUUCCCUAAUUAAUGAAGACGAACCUGAUGGUCAAGAAGUUAAUUCAGCUACAAAUCUAGGUGGUGAAGCUGCGGCAGAUAUAGAGGGAGCUGCCACCAAGAUCCUCCCACUUGAUGGCAAUAUAGAAGCUGGCUUGGAGGCAAGUCAUGAUGAUAGAGAUUGGCUCAAGGAUCUAGUCCCAGUAUCUCUAUCAGUUAUGUGUUCACGAACUAAAGCGUUUAGAGAAGGCAUACUAGCUGCUAUUCUUGAUGGUGAGGACCUUGAGGUUUCAUUCGAUAAUUUUCCAUAUUAUUUGAGCGAGAGCACAAAAAGUGUGCUAAUUGCAGCUUCCUAUAUACAACUGAGUCACAGAGAUCAAGUUAAAUUUACAUCUGAGCUUCCAACAUUGAAUCCUAGAAUCUUACUUUCUGGUCCAACAGGGUCUGAUAUUUAUCAGGAGAUGUUGGUAAAGGCACUUGCUCAUUAUUUUGGGGCGAAAUUGCUUAUAUUUGACCGCAAUUCAUUUCUGGGAGGUACUUCCAAGGAUGCUGAGCUGAAAGAGGGAAACAAUGCAGAAAAGGUACAUAACAACAGCAAGCAUGUUUCAGGAUCCACAGAUCUUGCCAAGGACAUUGGACAUUCAUCCGGUGAAGCAGACACCUCUAAUUUGCCGAGUAAUCCCCUUGGCCUGGAAUUGCGGACGAAAAUUGAAACUGAUAACGUGCCCUCUUCAGUUAAUAAAACAAAGAACCAUUCUUUUAAGUUGGGUGAUAGAGUCAAAUUCGUAGGUCCAACCUCUGGUGGUUUAUGUUCUGCCAGCUGGAACUUCAGGGGCCCAACUCCUGGAAUGCGGGGAAAGGUUCUGUUGCCAUUUGAAGAUAAUCCUCUUUCAAAGAUUGGCGUAAAAUUUGACAAAUCCAUGCAAGAUGGGCUUGAUUUUGGAGGUCUUUGUGACAAUGGAUAUGGAUUCUUCUGCAAGGCCAACGAGCUUCGCUUGGACACCUCAGGCGUGGAGGAUCUGGACAAAUUACUUAUUAACACAAUGUUUGAGACCGUGUUUGACGUGAGCCAAGAGUCCCCUUUCAUUUUGUUUAUGAAAGAUGCUGAAAAUUCUAUGGCAGGAAAUUCUGAGUCAUAUGCUUUAUUUAUGAUCAAGCUGGAGAAGCUUCCUAAUAACGUUGUAAUUAUUGGUUCACAUACUCAAAUUGACAACCGCAAAGAAAAGUCUCAUACUGGUGGUUUGCUUUUCACGAAAUUUGGCAGCAAUCAGACUGCUUUGCUUGACUUGGCUUUUCCUGAUAGUCUUGGGAGGUUGCAUGAUAGGGCUAAGGAUAUUACCAAGGGAAGCAAGCUUUUAUCCAAACUUUUCCCAAAUAAAGUGACAAUUCACAUGCCUCAGGACGAAACACUCCUAGUCAGUUGGAAGCAGCAACUGGAACGAGAUGCUGAAACUCUAAAACUGAAAGCAAAUCUGAAUAAUUUACGGACUGUUCUCAAUCGUAAUGGGUUGGAGUGUGAUGGACUUGAAACAUUGAACAUAAAAGACCAGACACUUACAAAUGAGAGUGCGGAAAAGGUGGUUGGAUGGGCUCUAAGCCAUCAUUUGCUGGCAAAUCCCGAGGCUGAAGCAGAUAGCAGGCUUGUUUUGUCUUCGGAGAGCAUUCAGUAUGGAAUUGGUAUUCUACAUGCCAUCCAGAAUGACUCCAAGGCUUCAAAGAAGUCCCUCAAGGAUGUUGUGACAGAGAACGAAUUUGAGAAGAGGCUUCUAGCUGAUGUGAUCCCUCCCAAUGAUAUUGGUGUGACAUUUGAUGAUAUAGGAGCACUUGAGAAUGUCAAAGAUACCUUGAAGGAGUUGGUGAUGCUUCCUUUACAGCGGCCAGAACUUUUCUGCAAGGGUCAAUUGACAAAGCCUUGCAAAGGUAUAUUGCUAUUUGGCCCCCCUGGAACAGGAAAGACCAUGCUUGCAAAGGCAGUUGCAACUGAAGCUGGUGCAAACUUCAUUAACAUUUCGAUGUCUAGCAUAACCUCGAAGUGGUUUGGUGAGGGUGAGAAAUAUGUCAAGGCUGUCUUCUCUCUGGCUAGCAAGAUUGCUCCUAGCGUGAUAUUCGUUGAUGAAGUCGAUAGCAUGCUGGGACGAAGGGAAAACCCUGGAGAACACGAGGCCAUGCGUAAAAUGAAAAAUGAAUUUAUGGUGAACUGGGAUGGUCUGCGUACAAAAGACAAAGAACGUGUUCUCGUACUUGCUGCCACCAACAGGCCUUUCGACCUUGAUGAGGCCGUGAUUAGGAGGCUGCCACGCAGGUUGAUGGUUAACUUGCCGGACGCUGCUAAUAGAGCCAAGAUCCUUAGAGUGAUUCUGGCCAAAGAGGACCUCUCGCCUGAUGUGGACCUGGAUUCAGUUGCGAGUAUGACCGAUGGUUAUUCAGGAAGCGAUCUUAAGAAUUUGUGUGUGACUGCUGCUCAUCGUCCCAUAAGAGAGAUUCUGGAAAAGGAGAAAAGGGAACGAGAUGCUGCUCUUGCGGAAGGCAAACCUCCACCAGCUUUGAGCGGCAGUGCUGAUAUUCGCGCACUGAACAUGGAGGACUUCAAAUUCGCUCAUGAAAGGGUUUGUGCUAGCGUCUCUUCCGAGUCGAUCAACAUGACCGAGCUUCUCCAGUGGAACGAACUCUACGGUGAGGGUGGGUCCCGCAGAAAGAAAUCCCUUAGCUACUUCAUGUGA
Molecule: messenger RNA, 3582 nt
Organism: Striga hermonthica
Lineage: Eukaryota; Viridiplantae; Streptophyta; Magnoliopsida; Lamiales; Orobanchaceae
Source: the annotation of a GenBank genome assembly